Messenger RNA from Papilio xuthus (Asian swallowtail), 2413 nucleotides. Its product is annotated as maltase A1-like. The transcript has 11 exons. Lineage: Eukaryota; Metazoa; Arthropoda; Insecta; Lepidoptera; Papilionidae. Gene Ontology annotation, biological process: carbohydrate metabolic process. Bases 368 to 2134 code for a protein of 588 amino acids. The record is from RefSeq and is a predicted model, not a curated record.
CAAUUCACAGCACAGUCCAGUUUGAACGAUCGCGAAGAGUGGACGUUUAUAUUUCCGUAUAACCUCUGGUUAAAAUUGAGUUGAAUUUGUGUUAAAAUAUACAACACAUUGAGAAAAUAUUUGUCCUGUUACCUUUGUUGGUAAAAUACAACUUUUGUUUUUUUAGUAACUUAUUUUUCUAUGAAGAAAAAUAUUUAAAUUCGUGAAAUCAUUCAAUCAAUCAAUUUAAUUGUUUCCUGAAGACGCAAAAUCUACAUCACACAUGGUUCGAUAUGUUCAAAUUAAAAAUCAGAUGAAAUAAUUAAAAAGAAGUAUAAAGGGUGAAUAAAACAAAAACAUUACGUGAUUUGGACAUACAUUGUACAUCAUGAUGCGUUUUUCGUUUUUCUUGCUCAAUUUUUUAUCAGGUUUAUUUCUGACGUUCUUUUUGACAUCUGCUGACGCUAUAGACCAUGACUGGUGGCAAACAGCACUGAUAUAUCAAAUAUAUCCAAGGUCCUUCAAAGAUAGCAAUGGAGAUGGAAUCGGUGACUUAAAUGGUAUAACAGAGAAGCUGCCGUACCUAAAGGAGACAGGAGUUGACGCGAUCUGGAUGUCGCCUAUCUUCCUGUCGCCCAUGCGCGACUUCGGCUACGACAUCACUGACUAUAGAGAGAUAGCGCCGGAGUACGGCAACAUGGACCACUUCCAACUCCUCAUGAAGACUGCUAAGAAAUUGGGUAUACGAGUAAUCCUGGACUUUGUGCCGAACCACACGAGCAACGAGAGCGAUUGGUUCCUGCGUUCGGUGCGCCGCGAGCCCGGGUACGAGGACUACUACGUGUGGGCUGACGGCAUCCCCGACCCCAAUAAAUCCGGCGUCCAGAAACCGCCUAGCAACUGGGUGAGCAACUUCAGGGGUAGUGCGUGGCAGUACAGCGAGGAACGCGGCCAGUACUACUUGCAUCAGUUCGCCAUCGGCCAGCCCGACCUCAACUACCGCGAGCCCCGAGUGCACGAAGAGAUCAAGCAAGUACUACGAUUCUGGCUGGAUCAGGGCGUGUCAGGGUUCCGAGUGGAUGCCAUCAACAUGCUAUUUGAAGCCCGCCCAGAGGACUUCGGAGGCAGAUAUCCAGACGAACCACGCACAGGUAUCCCAGGCUCAUCGCCGGAUGACUACAAUUACUUAAAGCACAUUUACACAAGGAAUUUAAAAGAGACAUACGACGUUGUGUACUCAUGGCGGGAAAUUCUAGACGAGUUUACAAAGAUGCACGGAGAACAUAAGUUGAUGAUGACAGAGGCUUACGCCGACGUCAGCGAUCUCGUCAAGUAUUACGGCAAUGGGAACAGAGAUGGCGCUGUACCUUUCAACUUUGCCUUUCUCGGCGAUAUACACAAUACAUCUAAUGCGUAUGAUAUAAAGCUGGUCAUUGAUAAGUGGAUGACUUAUAUGCCAAGUGGGAAGACAGCUAACUGGGUGAACGGCAACCAUGACCAGAGCCGGCUGGCGUCGCGGCACGGCUCCGAUCGCGUGGACGCAAUGAAUAUGCUUGCGCUGAUGCUGCCCGGCAUCGCCAUCACAUAUCAGGGCGAGGAGCUAGGUAUGACGGACGGCUACGUGAGCUGGCAGGACACGCGCGACCCACAAGCUUGCGACACAGACCCGCAGCACUACGCGCUCAGCUCACGCGACCCUGAGCGCACGCCAUACCACUGGGACGCGAGCGAACAUGCCGGCUUCUCUAACACCACGGGACGCACAUGGCUGCCACUGGCCGAUAACUAUCUCACCUUGAAUCUAGCCAAGCAACUAUCGGGCAGAAGUCAUUAUACGUUCUACAAAGAUUUGGCGACCAUCAGAAAGAAACCUGCCACCCGUUAUGGAGAUCUAGAGACGAAAGCUAUAUCAGAAUCUAUACUAGUAGUCAAUAGAUUACUGCCAGGGUCACCAGGUAUAGUGGGCAUUGUGAAUCUAUCUGACAGAGAUGUGGUCGUCAAUUUGUCCUCCCUCAGACUGUUGCCAGAAAAGAUGGCAGUAGUUGCAACUGGAGUGGACUGCUCCCUUGAUAAAGGAAUGCCACUGAGCAAGGCCAAUCUACCUAUAUCUGCACACUGCGCUGUCGUAUUUGAAACACUAACUAACUGUUGUUGAAGUUGUAUAUUUCUUUUUAUAUUGUAUAUAUCUUACAUUAUUUUACAUUUUAAAGUGAAACGAAGACAUAUUAAAUUGUGGUGACUGAAAGUUAUUUUAAUAAGUAAGGAAAUUUAAUGCUUAAAUUGCUUAUAAAUACUAUUUAUUCUUAUGAAAAACAGUCAAACCUGGAUAAACGAGAAUCCACAGAACUGCAAUAUUUGUCAUGCUCAUAGAGGUUUCUUGCUUAGCCAGGAUCUAACAUGUAAUUGUUUUGUAAAUAAAAACAUACAAUUUUUA